Molecule: messenger RNA, 201 nt
Organism: Dracunculus medinensis (Guinea worm)
Lineage: Eukaryota; Metazoa; Nematoda; Chromadorea; Rhabditida; Dracunculidae
Source: the annotation of a GenBank genome assembly
AUGGAUAAUUCUCGAACUAAUCCGCAGAGUCAAAAUGCACCAUUCUUAUGUCAUUCUCCUGAAGUGGCUGCUGAAGGUGAUAUCGAAUCACUUAUUGGUAAUUGCCCGAUAAUUCACAAUUCAUAUUUAUCGAUGACAAGUGAAAAUCUCGAAAAUACUGAUAAGACUAUCGUUUCUAUAGAAUUGCCUGCUUCAGUUUGA